Molecule: messenger RNA, 1810 nt
Organism: Sardina pilchardus (European sardine)
Lineage: Eukaryota; Metazoa; Chordata; Actinopteri; Clupeiformes; Clupeidae
Product: E3 ubiquitin/ISG15 ligase TRIM25-like
Exons: 6
Coding region: 32-1321 (429 amino acids)
Molecular function (GO): zinc ion binding
Source: RefSeq, a predicted model, not a curated record
AGCACGUGUGUCUGUGUUUGAGAAGGGGAAAAUGGCCAGUGCUUCAGUGUUGGAUGAGUUAAGCUGUCCGAUCUGUCUGGAUCUAUUGAAGGACCCGGUGACUGCUACCUGCGGACACAGUUUCUGUUUGAAAUGCAUUACAGGCUGCUGGGAUCAAGAAGACCAGAAGGGUGUUUACAGCUGCCCCCAGUGCAGAGAGACCUUCACUCCAAGACCUGUUCUACGCAGAAGUACAAUGCUGACUGAAGUUAUAGAGAAGCUGAAGAAGACUGAACUCCGAUCUACCAUCACAGUUUCUUCUGAUGCCGAACCAGGUGAUGUGGAGUGUGAUUUCUGCACCGAGAGAAAACAUAAAGCCAUCAAGUCGUGUCUAACCUGCCUAGUAUCAUAUUGUGAAGCUCAUAUUCAGCCUCACUAUGAAGUGCCUCGCUUUAGCAAGCACAAGCUGGUGAAUGCCACCUCACAGCUACAGGAGAAGAUCUGCUCUCAGCAUGACAGGAUCAUUGAGGUGUUUUGUCGCACGGAUCGCAAAUUGAUCUGUAUGCUGUGUUCUAUGGAUGAUCACAAUGGACAUAAAACAGUCUCAGCUGCAGCAGAACGGACUGAAAAGCAGAUAACACUGUUGCAGAUGAAGGGGGAUAACCAGAAGCAACUCCAGCAGAAGGAGAAGGAGGUGGAGGAGGUCAAACAGGCUCUGAAGUCUCUGCAGGUCUCUGCACAGGAAGCUGUUGAGGACUCUGAGAGGAUCUUCACUGAGCUGAUCAAGUUCAUGGAGCAAAAGCGCUCUGAGGUGACCGAGUCGAUCAGAGCUCAGGAGAGGGCAGAGGUGAGUCGAGCUGAAGGACUCCUGGAGCAGCUGGAGCUGGAGAUUACUGAACUGAAAAGAGAUGGUGCUGAUAUGGAGAAACUUCACCCAAUAGAGGACCCCGUUGAUUUCAUUCAGAGUUUCCAGUCACACUUCACCCACCCAUAUGUGGCUAAGGACCUUCCCAAGGUCACUUUUAAACCACAGUUCUCCUACAGUGAAGUGAUGAAACCAGUGGUUCCAUCUCUGAGAGACAAAACAAACGAGUUCCACUUGGCAAUGCAUAAAGUCACAGGCUUCAUGAAGGGAGACCUGGUCAAACUGAAGACUCCUGACACCAUUUCAAAGUUCCUCUACGGAAAAUGUGGGUACACGCACAAGUAUAACAUCACUGUUGGUGGCGUGGGUGUUGUAUCAGGUUUGCCCCGGAAAGAUUCAAUGACUGUUACCUUCCCUGACCACUCUGGCUGGUCGGGGAGUUCAUCUAAGCUGGACCUGGUAUUAGCAAUACAUUAAAAGUCAAAAUCACUCACUUGUUUACUUACAGUAAGAUGACAUUUAUUUUUGACCAACCACACCGAAUGCUUUGCUGUUACUUUAUGUAGGCUUAAAUGUACCUCGUCUUACAAACCAUUUAUUAGAGCAAUGUUGUCAAAUGGCAGCAAAAAUCACAUCUAGUAAUUAUCUUUUUGUUUGCUUCCUGCACACAACAUUCUUAAUAUUAUUCUUUCAGUAGUGCAUGUGAAGCUUUGCAGGUUAGGAGUAAAAGGAAACUUGAAAUGUGAUGUGAUGGAAAAUGUAAUGACCGUGUUCUUUGGUCAUGGAGUAAGUACAGUAGGCCCAUUUAAAUAAAACUUUAAUUUUUCAUUUUGAAUUUCUUGUUAUGUGACGUGUUAACAAAUGCAUUUCACUGUAUAUGUAACAGUUUUGUUAUAUUGAAUCGUUGUUGUUUAGCAAUCAAAUCCGAAAAUUUCAGAUAACUGAGUUUUGUCACCUGAAUAACUA